Molecule: messenger RNA, 948 nt
Organism: Xyrauchen texanus (razorback sucker)
Lineage: Eukaryota; Metazoa; Chordata; Actinopteri; Cypriniformes; Catostomidae
Product: uracil nucleotide/cysteinyl leukotriene receptor-like
Exons: 1
Coding region: 1-948 (315 amino acids)
Biological process (GO): positive regulation of Rho protein signal transduction; phospholipase C-activating G protein-coupled receptor signaling pathway
Cellular component (GO): membrane
Molecular function (GO): G protein-coupled receptor activity
Source: RefSeq, a predicted model, not a curated record
AUGACAAAUCACUCUGAGGGGAUUUACCAGAGCUCGCAUGUGGAAAACAUCCUCCUUGUGACCUUCUACAUUGUAAUCUUCAUCAUCUCGGUCCCAAGCAAUGCCCUUGCACUUUGGGUGUUCUGCUGUCAUGAUAAGCGCAACACCCCUUCCAAAGUGUUUCUGAAGCACCUGGCCAUAGCAGACAUGUCUUACGUCUUGGUGCUCCCCAUGCGGAUGAUUUAUCAUAUGGCAGACAGUCACUGGCCUCUUGGGGAGGGGACCUGCUGCGUGGUCGGGUUCCUGUUCUUCAUCAAUCUCUACUGUAGCAUGUAUUUUAUGACCUGCAUCAGUCUGGACCGUCUGCUGGCUUGUGUCUUACCACACAAGACUCAGAAUCUUAGAAGAAGCCGGAAUGCCAAAGUGGUCUGUGCAGUUCUGUGGAUCAUAGCGACCAUCUCCAUGGCACCUUUUCUUUUCUCCAAGAAACAAGUAACUAGACAAUUAGAGGCUCGGAAUGUGACAGUGUGUGAACAACUGUACAUUGAAAAGUCAUCCAAUCCUACCAGUGCAGUCGUGUCCACUGCUGUCGCUUUUGUGAUCCCUUUGGUCACCUUGUCAGUUUCUUACAUUCUCAUAUUUUGCAAAGUCAGAAGAAUGACUUUAAAAAAAAAGUUGCUUGCUCAGCGUAAGGCUAUGAGAAUGAUCAUAUUAACUCUGGUUAACUUCUUGAUUGCCUUUGUCCCCUACCACAUCCACCGGUUAGUCUUUAUAAUUCAGCAGGAUGAUAUGUCAAAAUCUGAAUCAGAAAGACAACUGCUGCAUUUGGGAAAUCGCAUAACCUCAGCUUUAACAUGUGUAAGUGGUGUCUUGGACCCUGUCAUGUAUUUUUUUCUGGCUAGAACUUACCAGGAGACGCUGCAGCAGCUCUGUGGCAGAAACCCCAAAGAAGAACAAUCCACCACAUGA